This is a messenger RNA of Musca vetustissima, 867 nucleotides long. It is a transcript of the gene Pur-alpha, whose product is annotated as transcriptional activator protein Pur-alpha. Gene Ontology annotation, molecular function: purine-rich negative regulatory element binding; RNA polymerase II transcription regulatory region sequence-specific DNA binding; DNA-binding transcription factor activity, RNA polymerase II-specific. Gene Ontology annotation, biological process: regulation of transcription by RNA polymerase II. The transcript has 7 exons. The record is from RefSeq and is a predicted model, not a curated record. NCBI's taxonomy places the organism in Eukaryota, Metazoa, Arthropoda, Insecta, Diptera, Muscidae. Gene Ontology annotation, cellular component: nucleus. Bases 13 to 867 code for a protein of 284 amino acids.
AAAUUUUACAAAAUGUCAGAUAUUGGAAGCGGUGAUGGUGAUCUUGGUGGCUCAAAAUAUAAUGCUGCCGGCAGCAGCAUGGAGGGAGCAGGAAGAUGUGAUUUUGAUCCGUCGGGGAAAGCUCCUCAGGGUCAAACCGAACAGGAGUUGGCUACGAAAAUGUUGCAAAUACAAUCGAAACGUUUUUAUUUAGACGUUAAACAAAAUCGUCGUGGUCGUUUUAUAAAAGUAGCUGAGAUUGGAGCUGACGGUAGACGUAGUCAAGUCUAUUUAGCUUUAUCUACAGCUGCAGAAUUUCGUGAUCAUUUGUCGACAUUCAGCGACUAUUAUGCCUCUUUGGGACCACCGAAUCCCGAUAAUCUACCAGAAGAUGGUAAACUGAAAUCGGAAAUGAUGACCAAGGAUAAUAGACGUUAUUAUUUGGAUUUAAAAGAAAACGCCAGAGGACGUUUUCUAAGGGUUUCUCAAACAAUUACACGGGGUGGUCCUCGUUCUCAAAUCGCAAUACCGGCCCAGGGUAUGAUCGAAUUUCGCGAUGCUCUCACCGAUCUUUUGGAAGAAUUUGGUACCAAUGAUGGCGGAUUCAAGGGUGAUUUACCGGAGGAACGUCAUAUGAAAGUAGAUAAUAAGAAUUUCUACUUUGAUAUUGGUCAAAAUAAUAGGGGUGUUUAUAUGCGUAUUAGUGAGGUGAAAUCAAAUUUCCGUACAGCUAUAACUGUACCCGAAAAGUGCUGGACACGUUUUCGUGAUAUAUUCAACGAUUAUUGUGAAAAAAUGAAAAAAUCGUCCGAAUCACCAUCGUCAAUCACUGCCGAUAAUAAUACCAUACAACAGCAACAACAACAGCAGCAGCCACAGGCCAAAUAA